GGAGAAUGCAGCAGAGAGCGGUCAGUGGGUGAGGGAGGCCAGCAGCAGCAGCAGCAGCAGCAGCAAUAGCCCGGUGAGUCAGCUACUUGGUCAGGCGGGGGAAGGAAGCACCACAGGCAGCCUGUCGGAGGGAGAACACCCGGAGAGGAACACUUUAACCCCGGGAGACCUCAGCGAUGCGCCGAAUAACAGGGAAAUGUGGAGAGGACAGUUUGAUAGAGAUGAGCCCGGCUGAAUCUUUCAGCGAUGAUGUUAAUGUCUAUCACCAACAGGCCUCAUCCAGUGCAGGAUCCCUGCAGCAGUCAGAGUCCCCUUUAAAGGCUGAUGUGUGUGUAGAGACCUGUGAGUCUAGCAGGAACAGCCUGGCCUCCCUGGCUGCGUCUGACUGCAGUGACAGCCCACGGCUCAGCUGUCAAAGCUUAGAGAGAAUCAGUGCUUUGCCCGGGCUUUGGAGAAAACGGGCUCUAUUCCUGAAGUACCGUUCCAGGAUUGAUAAACAGAAGCUCAGCAAAGACUCUGUGUUCUUCCGAGACGGAGUGCGGAGAAUAGAUUUCAUCCUAUCAUACGUCGACGAUAAAGAUUGUGAAAAAAAACAGGAGAGAAGAAGAAUUUAUGAAGCCAACCUUGAAAAAGCAGGCCUGGAGCUGGAGACAGAAGAUAAAUCGGAGUCUGAGGAUGGUAAGACGUAUUUUGUGAAGAUCCACGCUCCAUGGGAGGUACUGGCAACCUAUGCAGAUGUGCUGAAGAUCAAGGUUCCAUUCAAAGUUAGCGACAUGCCAGACGAUCGGGAAAUGCCCAUGAACUGGCUCUCCACGCCAUUCCGCCUCCCUAAGCACAUCAUGCACCCUGAGCCAGAUUAUUUUACUGCUCCUUUUAGCAAGAGCAAGUCUGACUUCUUCCUUAUCGACAACCAGGACACGUUCUUCCCUCCCUCCACUCGCAACAGGAUAGUCUACUAUAUUCUGUCUCGCUGCCUGUAUUCCAACGAGGAAUGUGGAGAUAAGAAGGGAAUUAAGAGGUUAUUGAACAACGGCUCCUACACUUCAGCCUUCCCUCUUCAUGAUUCCAGAUACUGGAUCAGAUCCAAAGAUGCCAACUGUGAGAGUGAGCGAUAUGAUCUGUACAAUCACUGGGCGAGCUUCCUCUGCUUUUUCAAGGAGCAGCCGAUUCACCGUGUCAGGAAAUAUUAUGGUGAGAAGAUUGGCAUUUACUUCGCUUGGCUUGGUUUCUACACGGAGAUGCUGCUGUUUGCUGCCGUCGUAGGAACAAUUUGUUUCACUUACGGGUUCCUCACCUAUGAUGACAACGAGUGGAGUAAAGAAAUCUGCAGCGAUGAAAUUGGAGGCAAAAUUGUCAUGUGUCCCCUUUGUGACAAGAAAUGUGGUUUCUGGAAACUGAACACAACGUGCAACUCCUCGUGGCAAUCACACCUAUUUGACAACGUGGCCACCGUGUUUUUUGCCAUUUUCAUGGGUAUUUGGGUGACGCUGUUCCUGGAGUUCUGGAAGAGGCGCCAGGCCCGCCUGGAAUAUGAGUGGGAUCUGGUAGACUUUGAGGAAGAGCAGCAGCAGCUGCAGCUUCGUCCAGAGUAUGAAUCCAAGUGUACAAAAAGCAAGGAGAAUCCAAUCACCAAGGAACCAGAGGGGGUCCUGGACAGAACUGCCAUGUAUCUAGCAGGGAAGUUUUUUCUGUGCUGGGCUUCUGUGAUCUUAUGGAUCUCAUUGAUCAUUGCCUGCAUCAUUGGCGUAAUAGCUUACCGCUUGGCGGUGUACGCGGCCUUCGCUAGCAUCAUGAAGGACAGCCCCACCAAUCACCUGGAGGUGGUCGGCCCCUACAUUACUCCCCAGCUGGCCACCUCUGUCACAGCCUCUUGCAUCAACUUUGUCAUCAUCAUGAUCCUCAAUCUUAUGUAUGAGAGAGUGGCUGUUUGGAUCACUGACAUGGAAAUCCCAAAGACCCACUUGGAGUAUGAGAACAAGUUGACGGUGAAGAUGUUCCUCUUCCAGUUUGUUAACUACUACUCUUCCUGCUUCUACGUGGCUUUCUUUAAGGGCAAGUUUGUGGGCUAUCCUGGAAAAUAUGCCUACAUGUUUGGAAGCACCCUAAGAAACGAAGAGUGUGACCCCGGCGGCUGUCUGAUUGAGCUAACAACACAGCUGGUGAUAGUCAUGACUGGGAAACAGGUGUGGGGCAACAUUCAGGAAGCUCUGCUGCCAUGGGUGAUGAACUGGUGGGGCAGCAGGAAGGCACGGAGCCAUCCAGAGAGCCUGUACAGUCGCUGGGAGCAGGACCAUGACCUGCAGAGCUUUGGACAGCUGGGCCUCUUCUAUGAGUACCUGGAAAUGGUGAUCCAGUUUGGUUUCAUCACACUCUUCGUGGCUUCCUUCCCUUUGGCCCCCCUCUUGGCUCUUCUCAAUAACAUUAUUGAAGUCCGAGUGGACGCCUGGAAGCUCACCACACAGUUCAGGCGUCCUGUGGCAGCCAAGGCUCACAGCAUCGGAGCCUGGGAGGAAAUUCUCAACGGGAUGGCCGUACUGUCUGUAGUCACUAAUGCUUUCAUCGUGGCCUUCACCUCUGAUAUGAUGCCUCGGCUGGUGUACAUGUAUGCUUACCAGCCGCAGGGCGAGAUGAACAUGAAAGGGUACAUAAACAACAGCCUGUCUGUGUUUAACAUCUCUGAGAUCCCAGAUCGCAGCAGGCCUGAGGAGGGAGAGAACCCGGCAUGGUUUAACAGCUCCAUCACUACUUGCAGGUAUCGUGAUUAUCGUUACCCUCCUGGACAUGAGAAGGAGUAUUCCCACACCAUGCAGUUCUGGCAUAUUUUGGCUGCCAAGCUCGCUUUCAUCAUUAUCAUGGAGCAUGUUGUUUUCCUGGUCAAGUAUUUCGUGGCUUGGCUGAUUCCGGACGUUCCCUCUGAUGUGAAGGCUCGGGUCAAGAGGGAACGUUUCCUAGUGCAAGAGUAUCUUCACAACUACGAAGUGGAGAAGCUGAAAAUGCAGCUCAGCCAACAAGGCACCAAGGAAUGCACCUGUUCUCCAAUGAUCUACCCGACUUUGCCCAAACAUGAGGUGCUGUCAGAGGUCCUCUAGCGUAGCUAGCAGCUGAUCAAUCAGCAAAGCAGAUUUCAACUCUAUUCUAAUACCAAAAAUAUCAAGUAUCUGUUAUUUAAUGGGAAACCUACAGAGAACAUUAGACUAUUAUCCUCCUCUAUUCACCUGCUGACUGCAGAUUCAUCCGUUUCAAAGACCAAAUCUCUGCAUGCUGACACUUUGAGACACUUGAAUUUAAAUCUCUCUCAUAUUUAUGUCUAUUUGUAUCAUUAAAAUAGAAGUGACAAAAAAAUCAAGUUGUUCUGUUGUUUAAACCAGAAGCUGCGCUGCGUCCUUCAGAGACGGCUCACUAUUGCGUUAAUGUAGGGCUAUUUAUUUAAAGUGCCACUAAAUACUUGCCUUAUCGCGUGAUUAUUUUACCGAUUAUUUGAGACGAUGUGAGGAUUAUGUGUUUUAUCAGAUUAUAUUUAGCUUUACUUUCUACAACGGAGUAUUCGGGCCAGGAUAGAGAUUUUUUUUCUCUUAUGAGAAUAAAGUUGUAACAUUACGAGAAUAAAGUUGUAACAUUACGAGAA
Cyprinodon tularosa is the source of this 3625-nucleotide messenger RNA. RefSeq names its product anoctamin 5a (gene ano5a). Gene Ontology annotation, biological process: chloride transmembrane transport. The transcript is spliced from 22 exons. NCBI's taxonomy places the organism in Eukaryota, Metazoa, Chordata, Actinopteri, Cyprinodontiformes, Cyprinodontidae. Gene Ontology annotation, cellular component: plasma membrane. Gene Ontology annotation, molecular function: protein dimerization activity; chloride channel activity. The coding region runs from base 177 to 3089 and encodes 970 amino acids. The record is from RefSeq and is a predicted model, not a curated record.